This is a messenger RNA of Aspergillus aculeatus ATCC 16872, 1956 nucleotides long. Its product is annotated as PH domain protein. Lineage: Eukaryota; Fungi; Ascomycota; Eurotiomycetes; Eurotiales; Aspergillaceae. Bases 165 to 1712 code for a protein of 515 amino acids. The record is from RefSeq and is a predicted model, not a curated record. The transcript is spliced from 4 exons.
AUCCGACUAGUCUUCGAUCGCGCUUCCGGCUCCUCCACUCCUGCGCAUCCGCAGCAGCGGCAUUUUUCCCUUUACCUGUCAUCUUUGCCCUCGAUCGACUCGACCGCUCCGACCACCAGGUGUUUGCGAACCAUAUCCAUUGUUCAACCCAAAUCAUAGCAGCAAUGUCGGCCACAACCAGCCCCAUCGAGCAAAAGCUCCCUGAGCGUACGGCGACCAUUGGGAGCACCAUGACCCGGCGCACCUCGGGCAGUGACGACGAGGCCAUUCCCGACUCCGAUAGCAAUGAGACCACCAACCUUCUCCUUGAACGUCUUCGAGCUUGGAAGCACAUGUGUGGAUACCUGGAGGACUAUGUUUCGACAACUGCCAAGAUCUCGAAGUCGCAAGCGAAGGAUUUCGAGAAGGUCUUGAAGACUGUCAAUGAGCCGCUCCGGGAAGGGCACCACUUCUCUCAAAGUGUGGGCGGAGUUGCUUCAUGGUUCGAGAACGUCAGGUCCAACACUCAGGGUAUGGUAAACUUGUAUCUCGACUCGGAGAAGAACCUGAAGGGGUCCGUACUUCCGACGCUUGAGCGCCUUCACAAGGAAAUCAAGGCCAAGUCCAAAGAGCUCCAGGGUGGAGCUGCGAAGGGUGCUAAGGCCGUCGAUAAGGCUCGAGGAGUCACUCAAAAGCAUAUCGAAUUGCUCGCCCAGCACACGGCCACGCUGGACGCGGCCCACGGUAACAAGAUCGACACAGCGCACGACCCUUACAUCUUGCGUCGGGGUGUUGUUCAUCGCCUGAACAAGCAGAUUAUUGAGGAGAAUAACAAUCGUCAAGACAUUAUUGCGGUACAGAACAACUUCCAGCAGUUCGAAGCCCAUGUCCUGCAAACCGUUCAGAGCGCCAUGGAGCAGUUCACAGUCUACAUGACUACCCAGCUCGACCGCCACCGGACCAUGUACAGCGACAUACUUGCCUCUGCACAGCGCGUUCCGCCUGACUUCGAAUGGGUCAACUUCAUGACCCGAAACGACCAUAUUCUCGUCAAUCCUGACGCCCCUCCAAGAUCUCUCGCCAAUAUCACUUUCCCCAACCAGGAUCACCGUGCCACCAAGCCUCUCAUUGAGGGCCUCCUUGAGCGCAAGUCCCGCGCCAUGCUUAAGGGCUACAGCAGCGGCUAUUACGUCGUGACCCCCGCUCGUUACCUGCACGAGUUCAAGGACAACGAUGACCUUCGCAAGGACCCUCAUCCUGAGCUUUCCCUCUAUCUCCCCGACUGCGUCAUUGGUGCCAUCGACGGCGUCAAGUUUAACGUCAAGGGCAAGGACGUCUCUGGAGGCAAGGUCGGAAACGCCUUCCACACCAACACCGAGUUGAGCUUCAAGGCCACCAACCCGAACGAGGCCGAGAAAUGGUGGACCAUCAUCAAGGACGCUACUCGUGGUCCGGCACACACUAGCAGCAGCACCACCACGUCGCCGAUCACCCCCGCCCCCAUCGACACGAAUCAGCCCCCCGCCUACGCUGAGAAGGAGGCUGCUUCCGCCGGCGGCGCCACUCAAGCCCAGACUCCCAUCACCCCUGCCAGCGCGGCUCCCGCCAGCGCUGGGCCUGCCGGUAUCACCCGCACCGAUACCAGCGGUACCGGCACUUUGCCCACCGUCAACACCACUGCUACUGCGGCUGGUGCCCAAGCUCCUUCCCCUAUUGUGGAGAAGACCGCCUGAGCGGUCUGUUAAUGUAGUCAGUCGGGUUUUCCCCUUGGAUCUAAGCACAGUUGACUGCUUUCUGUUUUCGCUCUAAUUAAGCGGUGAAUUAUGUUGGUUGUUCAAAGGAACCAAAUCACUUGUGGCCUCUUUUGUUAUCCUUUGCCUCUGAUCUCCGAGUCCUAUAUUUUCUCCCCAUUUGCCUCCAAUUUGCCAGGAGGCGUAGCUUGAUUGUAUUGAUUAUAAUCACCAAGCGACAAGCCGC